CAUCUUUUAUUCUUUAUUCAGAUUGAACUGCAGGUUGUCAGAGACCAGCUGGACUUCUCUGUUCUCAACUCUGAAGUCCAAACCGACCCAUCUGACAUUACUGGACCUGUGCGGAACCAACAUGGAAGAUUCUGGACUGAAGGAUCUCUGUGGUUUUCUACAGACUGAAGGCUGCAGACUGGAGACAUUGGGAUUGUUUGACUGCUGGUUGUCAAAGAUCAGCUGUGAUUAUUUGGCUUCAGCUCUGAAGUCCAACAGCCUCCAUCUGAAAGAACUGAACCUGGGAGGAAACGACCUGGAGGAUUCAGAUGUUCAGCAGCUGAAGGAUCUUGUAGAUGAUCUAAAGUUCUGAUCUCUGUAAAGUAGAGAAUGAUCUCUGUGUCCUGCUGAUCCUCAGAGGUUGAAGCUGCAGCAGUUUGAGUCUAAAGAGACUCUGACUGGAUCAUGAUGAUGACCUCUGACCUCCAAGAUUUUCCUCCUGUUUGUUUUCUCAUGUCUGUCAUUUAGUGUCUGAUAUUGUUUGUCUCUUUGGAUCAAUAAAGAUCCAAUUCAAACUGGGCUCCAUUUAGAGGCUUGAUGGAGUUUUGAUCUGAACUGGAUUCAACUGGAAAGUUGAUCUUUUUUCUCUCUGAUUCAUUUUCAUCCUGGAACCAGAAAUGGUCUGAGAAUGGAAACAUGGGAAUCAUUUCCAGUUCAGCUUUGAAGCCAUGAAAGAAACUUCAACCCUCUUUUCUCUGCUGCUUCUUCCUUCUGUUGACAUGAAAAUGUUCCUCAAAGCUCCUCAGAGAAAAAGAUGCUUUACUGGAAACUGGAGAGAAACUUCAGUUUCCAACACAGAAACCAGUAGAACCAGUUUAGAACUGGAUGUCCCACAGAAACUCUGAUCUUAGAACAGUUUUCAGGAACAUCCAUCAUUUAUCUGAAAAAAAAAAUAAAUAUAGAUAUAUAUAUUGUGAUGGAAAAAUUACAAUAAGGUCACAUCUGCUAGUCAUGUUAUAUGAAAUGCUUAUGAACUUUCACCAAAAGAACUAUUUGGGUUUCAUGUACAAGGUUGGAAGUUUGUUUUCCACAGCUGCCAUCCCAUAACCUUGCAUAAAACCCAUGUGUAGUUUUUGCUUGGCAGUGCUUUGCAUCCAGACUUGCUUCAUUACUGAUUGUCCUAUGAGCUCUCGCUAUAUUAUGCACAAUAUAUGAAUAAACCUGAUUGAGUGAUUUUACCUGAACAGUGCUUGGAAAUAGUAUAUUUCCACGAAAAUACAUAAAUAACUUUUGCAUCAUAGUCAUUGUUGGAAAAUUGAUUUUAUCAGAAAGUUAAUGUUUUCACAUUAUUAUUCUGUUCUUUCAUGGUACUUUAUUAACUGUUUCAGGACGUCUACUUUAGACUGUUGUAUCUCCAGGUUUCAACACUUGUCCAACAACCCCUGACCAAAAUCCCACUGAACUCCAGAAAAACACAACAUAUUUCUGACAUGAAUAUCCAAAAACGCCAACCAAGUAAUGAAUGUAACAGCAUGGAUGAGAUCUUGUAACAAAGGAUUGGCCUCAUUGUUCUGAUGGAUGUUAUCGGUUUAAUUAACGGACUCCUUUGUUUUCUUGACAGAUGUAUAAUUUGUCUGAAUAAACCUGCAAAUAAAGAUAUUUAACAUCA
Messenger RNA from Gambusia affinis (western mosquitofish), 1648 nucleotides. Its product is annotated as NACHT, LRR and PYD domains-containing protein 12-like. The coding region runs from base 122 to 352 and encodes 76 amino acids. The transcript is spliced from 3 exons. The record is from RefSeq and is a predicted model, not a curated record. Lineage: Eukaryota; Metazoa; Chordata; Actinopteri; Cyprinodontiformes; Poeciliidae.